GCGAGCAGGAUAACUCAGACAACAACACCAUCUUCGUGCAGGGGCUGGGCGAGAAUGUCACCAUCGAGUCGGUGGCCGACUACUUCAAGCAGAUCGGCAUCAUUAAGACCAACAAAAAGACGGGGCAGCCCAUGAUCAACCUCUACACGGACCGUGAGACCGGCAAACUGAAGGGGGAGGCCACGGUCUCCUUCGACGACCCCCCCUCCGCCAAAGCCGCCAUCGACUGGUUCGACGGCAAAGAAUUUUCCGGCAACCCCAUCAAGGUUUCCUUUGCCACUCGCCGUGCUGACUUCAACCGUGGCGGCGGAGGCGGGCGAGGCGGCCGCGGGCGGGGAGGUCCCAUGGGGCGUGGCGGUUUUGGCGGCGGCAACAGUGGCUCCGGUGGUGGCAACCGGGGCGGCUUCCCCAGUGGCGGUG
Molecule: messenger RNA, 420 nt
Organism: Cariama cristata (Red-legged seriema)
Lineage: Eukaryota; Metazoa; Chordata; Aves; Cariamiformes; Cariamidae
Product: RNA-binding protein FUS-like
Exons: 4
Biological process (GO): regulation of DNA-templated transcription
Cellular component (GO): nucleus
Molecular function (GO): transcription coregulator activity; RNA binding
Source: RefSeq, a predicted model, not a curated record